Aspergillus uvarum CBS 121591 is the source of this 1818-nucleotide messenger RNA. Its product is annotated as MCT family MFS transporter. The transcript has 2 exons. Gene Ontology annotation, cellular component: fungal-type vacuole membrane. Lineage: Eukaryota; Fungi; Ascomycota; Eurotiomycetes; Eurotiales; Aspergillaceae. Gene Ontology annotation, molecular function: transmembrane transporter activity. Bases 230 to 1543 code for a protein of 437 amino acids. Gene Ontology annotation, biological process: transmembrane transport. The record is from RefSeq and is a predicted model, not a curated record.
AAAAAAUUACAUUAUUAAUCAUGCUACUCGGACCUUUGCUCAACAGUUUUAUAUUCAAGGGAUCAGCAGUGCCAGGUCGUCGCUCGCGGUGCCUCCAUACUUGUGUCACUACACGACUGCUGUAGCCGUGUCAAGAUUGCAAACGCUGUCGGUCUUUCCCUCUACCUUGCCUUUGGCGCUGACCUUCCACGCGACGAUUAUCUCGAUCCCCAAAUAAUCGUGGUGGAAGAUGGGAACUCAUGCUGAUCUGAAGGAGAAGGUCUCCGCAGAGUCUCCCAGCACCACUGAUCAAAAUGGCAGCCAAACAGUCCCUGUCUCUCCGUCGGACGACAAAGCCCCAGAGCCGACCUUCGAUACCGGUCUUAUAUCAUGGAUCCAGGUGAUAGGUUCUUGGUUCUUGUUCUUCAACUCAUGGGGAGUGAUCAACACUUGGGGUGCGUUCCAGACAUAUUAUGAAGAGAAUACAUUGAAGCACAUGUCCUCCUCAUCGAUCGCCUGGAUUGGAUCGCUGCAAGCUUUCCUCCUCAUGCUCUUUGGCGUGGUGACAGGCCCUCUCUUUGACGCAGGAUACUUCCGUGCGCUCCUGGGGUUCGGAACCAUCAUGCUUCCCUUCAGUCUUAUGAUGGUUAGUCUGUCUACCAAGUUUUGGCAAUUGAUCUUGUGCCAAGGUAUUCUACUUGGUCUUUCCGCUGGAUGCCUGUUCGUUCCGUCUGUCGCCAUCCUACCCCAGUACUUCAAGCAGAAGCGAGGAUUGGCAAACGGACUGGCCGCCUCGGGGAGCAGCAUUGGUGGCGUGAUUUACCCUAUCAUGUUGGAUCAGUUGCAACGGCGGGCUGGGUUUGCAUGGGCUACUCGAGCCGUGGGCUUUCUGUCCUUUGGGACCUGCUGCAUCUCGUUCUGCAUCAUGCGCAUGCGCUUUCCUCCGAAGGAGAAGCGCAAGCUCGUGCAGCUGUCGGCGUUCAAGGAGCCAGUCUUCACCAUGUUCUGCGUCGGAAUGUUCCUAGGCUUCCUGGGAUUCUACAACUUCCUCUUCUACAUCCAGUCGUAUGCCAUCGACACCAAGAUCGUCAACGCCACUCUGGGCUUCUACCUGCUCGCCAUGCUGAAUGCGGGCUCGACCUUUGGUCGAAUCUGCCCCAACUUCAUCGCCGACCACAUUGGACCGAUGAACGUGCUUCUGCCUGCUGCAACGGCCACUGCAAUCCUGGCCUUCGCCUGGAUUGGUGUUCACAACGUCCCCGGCAUCAUCGUCCUGUCUGUCUUGUACGGUCUCUGCUCCGGCGGCUUUGUCUCUCUCCCUCCGGUGGUGAUGGCUUCUAUAACCAAAGACAUCCGUGACCUGGGAACCCGUCUUGGUAUGCUCUUCGCGGUGACUUCCAUCGGCCUGCUGAUCGGAACGCCCAUCGGCGGAGCAAUUCUCAGCAACACCGGGACAUAUCUGGGCGUGCAGCUCUUUACCGGGUGCUGCCUCAUCACCUCCUCGGCUAUCUUCGCGGCCCUGCGAUAUACUCGUACUGGUCCUCAUUUAAUGGUGCGGGCUUAACUCUCGUGAUUCAUAAAGAACGCGAAGCACCGCAGACCGACUAGCUAUGAGCAAUUCGAUGUCGCCACGGUCUUGUGUGGCACUCUGCUUAUAGUGAGCAUAUCAUAAUACGCUGGUAUCAUCUGAAUUACGUUUUUGGGUCAUACCAAUCAUUUGCAUAUUGGGAAAGCAGGCGUUAUAGAAACAAAACUUGGCUUGAUUUGCGGGGCGGCAAAGAAACAUCUGCAGCAUCAUCCUACGAUACAUACCUCAAAAUACAUAUAUGAUUACCGUAC